This is a messenger RNA of Geodia barretti, 1987 nucleotides long. NCBI's taxonomy places the organism in Eukaryota, Metazoa, Porifera, Demospongiae, Tetractinellida, Geodiidae. The record is from the annotation of a GenBank genome assembly.
CCACGCCUACUCGGACUUUGACCUGAUCGACACACUAGACUCUGCAUGGCGUAUCCAGAGCACUUUCGAGGCUGGCUGCUAAAGUGGACCAACUACAUCAAGGGCUACCAGAAGAGAUGGUUCGUCCUCUCCAAUGGACUCCUCUCCUACUACAGGGCCCAGGAGGAGAUGGCCCACACAUGCAGAGGUACAGUCAACUUGACCGCAGCCUUCAUUGACGACAUUGACUCCACCAACUUUGUCAUCACCAAUGGACCUCAGUGAGGUGGAGAGACAGGAUGGUGGACUGCUCUCACUCUCGCCAAAGCCAUGCUGUCAAGACCUGGAAAAAACGAGGUGAUGGAGAGGGGAGAUGGUGGUGUGAGAGAGACGGGAUGAGGAGAAGGAGGGAUAGACGAGGGAUACACAACUUAGAAAAAUGAAGAGAUGAAUCAACCCAUGAUGUAUCGUCAUGAACAGUAGGGUGCUACUGAAGCGAUCGCGACAGAGGUGGAAGGAUAUAAUGAGGAGGUUCAUCUGGACCCAACUCUGAAGGAAAACCUCAGUCUAUUCCGUCUCACCGCUGACGCCAUGGUCAAGGCCUCAGAGGGCUACCUACAGCAGGCCCGGAGUGUGGAGAAGAGAUGGCGGAGGACAUGCAGAGCGAGCGCGACCUGAGACUGAGGUUGCAGGAGAUCAUGGAGACAAUGGCCAACCAGAUACACGGUCUAGCCAAGCGCUCCGUGGGUGGUGAUGGUGGGCGGGGCCACCGGUCGGCAAGUCAGGGGUCGCGAGAGGUCGUCUUGUCGCCCCACUGCUGCCAAUGUCACCACUGACACUGGUGGAGGUGAGUCAGUACAAGAGAGAGCCAGAGACAGCAGUGUGGGUGGUGAGGAGGGGGACUCACAGACAGACUGGGGCCUUCAGACUAGCCAGACAUGCUCUGGAGAAGAUGCAGUCCCUUAGAGUGCCAGCCAGUCUCCAGGAGUCUGUGGACAGAAUGAGUCUCACCAUCAGAUCCAAACCAUUCCAGGACAAGGAGGACCUUCUCCCCAUGUGCUAUCGCUGCUCCACUACCAACUCUCUACUGAGACAGACUGGAAAUGCCUGCACCUCGUGUAGACAACCUCUCGAGUUCUCCUUCGUCUCCUUUGAGCCUUCUCAGUGGUGGAGUUUGUGCUAUGAGGAAGGAAUCAGUGAUGAAGAGGCAGUGAGACUGAUACAAAUGGAGCCUCCACAGAAGAAGACCAGUGGCCCAGUUAUCACAGAUGAAGGCACUACCCAGACUCUAGUACUGUCUGGACCACCAGAUGAUCAGUUAGAUGAUGAGAACGACCCUUUCACUUCCACUAAUACUGAGGGUGGCAGUGAGUUUCAACCAGUGGAGGUCGGUCGGUCAGUACUCACCAGACUACACAGGUCAGAGGUCAUGGUCAAGGAGUGGGGGGCUCCAAUUGGAAACCAGUAUUACCGCUCGGUCAUGCCCGACUUCCCCAUCUCCCUCUGUGGCUCCUGUAAUAAGAUGUUCUUGGCUGAUGACUAUGAGCUACAGGGACUGUGCAAAGGACACUGUCCCUUUCUGUAGGACCUCCAUUGACUCUCUAUAGUUGUUACGAUUGUGUGUAAUAAUAAUAAUUUGAUACAGGAGCUGUGUCUUCUCUGUAGAUAAUUAUACUUUACGAGAGCUCAAACAUGUUUAUUGGAUAAACACAUGACAUUAUCCCUCAGAACAGGUACACUAACUUUACAAAUCAAAGUCUGGACUAUGUUCAGGGUCCAUCUCUGGUGUCAUUUUCUUUCUGACUUGAGACUGCUGUCCUGCUGUGGGAUUUUCCCUCAGACUCGAGCUCUUGUCCCUCUAGUUUGAGCAUGGAACUAGUAUCAUCUCCUUCAAGAUCUUUGCUCUCCGACUUGAGAUGUCUCACAGCACGCUGCAUGGGGAAAAGAUACAGUGUAACCCACAUAAUUCAAACUGUCUUAUGGCUAAUCAACAGUGUCAUCUCCAUGC